UCACACGAGGAUCGAAUCGAGCCCUCAGAGUAGACGAGUCUGCGCUUCCUGUCUCUCGCCUGCAUCGCCUGCGAGCCGGAUUUUCCUGUGACGCUGCUCGGACGCAAACCUGCUAUACGAUGGGUGUGGAAAAAGAAAAGUCAAGCGACGACAUUCAGGAACAGGCGACAACGCCAACGGCUCUGGCUCCAACACCGAAGCCCGCCACGACUGAUAAGGAUUGGUGGGGCGUCCCCCCUUCGUCGUGCGGUAAGGGUGCGUGGGAUGGUGAAAGGUUAACGCAACCGGAAUCCAGUCCUGGACCGCCCAAUCGCGCUGUCGUUGUACCGGUCCCAGAGGAAGAGGGGGGACACGAAGGGAGCGUGCGGGGUCUUUUGAAAAUCGGCUUCGGUUAUACCAUCACACGAAUAUCGGUGGCAGUUGCGCGCGCUCGCGAUUAUAGUACGGAGGUCUCGUUAGCCGGAGUUGUCAUCUCGAGAUUUUUCUCGACUCGAGCGAAUUUUUGAAAUCGCGCUCUUCUCACAGACGAUAUUUUUGAGGAGCAGUUAUAUCGGAAGAAAGAGUGAUUGUAUUACGAAGAAAGACAUUUGACUCUAAAAGAAGAAGAACGGGAGAUUUAGAGAAAAGAUAGAGAUAGCAAAAAAACAGAGUGUAUCAAGUGCGGAUUAUUCGCAUCAAACAUGGAAC
Messenger RNA from Trachymyrmex cornetzi, 687 nucleotides. RefSeq lists its product as uncharacterized. The record is from RefSeq and is a predicted model, not a curated record. Lineage: Eukaryota; Metazoa; Arthropoda; Insecta; Hymenoptera; Formicidae. Bases 120 to 506 code for a protein of 128 amino acids. The transcript has 6 exons.